Saimiri boliviensis boliviensis (Bolivian squirrel monkey) is the source of this 5417-nucleotide messenger RNA. RefSeq names its product diacylglycerol kinase theta (gene DGKQ). Gene Ontology annotation, cellular component: membrane. The record is from RefSeq and is a predicted model, not a curated record. NCBI's taxonomy places the organism in Eukaryota, Metazoa, Chordata, Mammalia, Primates, Cebidae. Gene Ontology annotation, biological process: phospholipase C-activating G protein-coupled receptor signaling pathway. Gene Ontology annotation, molecular function: ATP-dependent diacylglycerol kinase activity.
CUUUCUGGGUGGGGGGCGGGGUCCUGGUCGUGCCCGCGGGACCUGCCUUCGUGAGGCGGCCCGGGCCUGUGCGCCGUGGGGCCCGGGUCUCGGGGCUUCCUCACCUGGGAGGUGCGGGCAGUGUCUCCAUAGUGCUGCGCGGUGGCCGCGACCCAGGGGCUGUGCCUGAUGCACGCGCGACCUCCCCUGGGGUCCCCCGGGCCGGCUUGCUUUCCCAGCGGCUGGGGCAGCAGGUGUGGUCAGGCGGGGCUGGUCUGGGCCUCUGGCCCUGACCCUUCUCAUGCUGUGGCCCGGAGCCCCAGCCUCCUGGAGAGCCAGGCCGCGCCCUGCUCCACCCAGCUGCCCAGCCCUGGCUGGGGUGAGGAUGGCCCUUCCCUGCUCUGGGCCCGGGCGCUUCCAGGGCUGGCUCUCUUUUUCCCCUACGGCAAGCAGGCAGGCCUUGGGGACCACAGCCCAGCCUCUGAAGGGAGCCAGGGACAGGACCGGAGUCCUGGACGUUUGACACUUACUGUGUCCUGGCCAGGGACACCGAGGUGGGAGGGGCUAAGCAGCCUCUGCCCUGCUCGGAGAUUCAGGCCUUUGCUCUGGGGAUAGCGGACCACUCAGGCCAGGGGCUGCAGAGGAGACUGGGCCCUUCACACAGGGAUGUCGCCUGUGGUGGAAACGGCACAGUUGUUCCUAGGGUUGCACAAGGUGGCCUGGCCCGCCGGCUUCUUUGUCACAUCAGAGCAUGGCACUGCCAUGCCUGCUGCCUGGGGACACCAGGGGCUUCCCCCAAGGUGGGGGUGUGCAUGUGUGGCUGAGGCAGCUCCCAGCCUGAGGCCAGACGCUGGGUCCCCUCCGCCUUGGGAGGUGGCACAAGGGCCCUCCUGGGCAGCACCCGUGGAAGAGGGGCUGGCAGGGAUGUGGGAAGAAGGGUGCCCUCCCCCUCCAGGAGAACCAAGUGUGGGGCGUGGGGUGAGCAGGCCCUGUCUCCACGACAGAGGGGACCCGGGCGCUGCCUGUCCCCCUUUCUUCUCUCGGCGGACCCCAGCUUGCUUCCAGAGCUUUUCUCCUAAGCCGCCAGGAGGAGCUUCUCUUGGUCCCAUCUGGAGACUGGGGUGGCCAGUCUGCAAUUUCAUGUCCCACGAGAAAUGCCUGAAGCACGUGAGGACCCCAUGCACGAGUGUGGCGCCCAGCCUGGUCCGGGUGGCUGUGGCCCAUUGCUUCGGCCCCCGCGGACUCUACAAGCGGAAGUUCUGUGGUGUCUGCCGCAAGGUCUUGGAGGCGCCCGCGCUCCGCUGUGAAGUGUGUGAGCUGCACCUCCACCCAGACUGUGUGCCCUUCGCCUGCAGUGACUGCCGCCAAUGCCACCAGGACGGGCACCAGGACCACGACACCCACCACCACCACUGGCGGGAGGGGAACCUACCCUCCGGAGCCCGCUGCGAGGUCUGCCGGAAGGCGUGCGGCUCCUCUGACGUGCUGGCCGGUGUGCGCUGCGAGUGGUGUGGGGUCCAGGCGCACUCUGUCUGCUCUGCGGCCCUGGCCCCCGAGUGUGGCUUCGGGCGCCUCCGCUCCCUGGUCCUGCCCCCUGCGUGCGUGCGCCUGCUGCCUGGCGGCUUCAGUAAGACGCAGAGCUUCCGCAUCGCUGAGGCGGCGGAGCCAGGUGAGGGGGGCGAUGGCGCGGACGGGAGUGCUGCCGCGGGGCCAGGCAGAGAGACGCCAGUGGCUCCGGAGUCUGGGAAGAAAACGAUGAAGAUCUUCGAUGGCGACGAUGCGGUGAGGAGAAGCCAGUUCCGCCUCAUCACAGUGCCCCGCCUAGCCAGUGCGGAGGAGGUGUUGGAGGCUGCGCUCCGGGCCCACCACAUCCCCGAGGACCCUGGCCACCUGGAGCUGCGCCCUCUGCCCCCUUCCUCGCAGGCCUGUGACGCCUGGGCUGGGGGCAAGGCUGAGAGUGCUGUGAUCUCGGAGGAGGGCAGAAGCCCAGGGUCUGGGGAGGCCACGCCGGAGGCCUGGGUCAUCCGGGCUCUGCCUCGGACCCAGGAGGUCCUGAAGAUCUACCCUGGCUGGCUCAAGGUGGGCGUGGCCUACGUGUCCGUGCGAGUGACCCAGCAGAGCACCGCCCAGUCCGUGGUGCUGGAGGUCCUGCCGCUGCUCGGCCGCCAGGCGGAGGGUCCUGAGAGCUUCCAGCUGGUCGAGGUGGCAAUGGGCUGCAGGCAUGUCCAGCGGACGGUGCUGGCAGAUGAACAGCCCCUGCUGGCCCGGCUACGGGACAUCCGGCAGGUGUCUGUGCGGCAGCUGAGUCAGACGCGGUUCUACGUGGCGGAGAGCAGGAAUGUGGCCGCGCACAUCUCCCUGUUCGUUGGCGGCCUGCCUCCCGGCCUGGCCCCCGAGGAGUACAGCAGCCUGUUGCUUGAGGCCGUGGCUGCCGAAGCCACCACGGUGUCUGUGAGUCACGUCUACUCCUCCCAAGGCGCGGUAGUGCUGGAUGUCACCUGCUGUGCGGAGGCCGAGCGGCUGUACACGAUGCUCAAGGGCACGGCGGUGCGGGGCCGGCUGCUCACGGCUCUGGUGCUCCCUGACCUGCUGCAUGCGAGGCUGCCCCCAGACAGCCGUCCCCUCCUUGUGUUCGUGAACCCCAAGAGUGGAGGUCUCAAGGGCCGUGACCUGCUCUGCAGCUUCCGGAAGCUGCUGAACCCCCACCAGGUCUUUGAUCUGACCAAUGGGGGUCCUCUUCCUGGGCUCCACGUGUUCUCCCAGGUGCCCUGCUUCCGGGUGCUGGUGUGCGGUGGCGACGGCACCGUGGGCUGGGUGCUUGGCGCCCUGGAGGAGACCCGGCACCGACUGGCCUGCCCGGAGCCUUCUGUGGCCAUCCUGCCCCUGGGCACAGGGAAUGACCUUGGCCGAGUCCUCCGCUGGGGGGCGGGCUACAGCGGCGAGGACCCCUUCUCCGUGCUGCUGUCUGUGGACGAGGCCGAUGCUGUGCUCAUGGACCGCUGGACCAUCCUGCUGGAUGCACAUGAGGCUGGCGGUGCAGAGAACGGCACGGCAGAUGCAGAGCCCCCCAAGAUCGUGCAGAUGAGUAACUACUGUGGCAUUGGCAUUGACGCGGAGCUGAGCCUGGACUUCCACCAGGCACGGGAAGAGGAGCCUGGCAAGUUCACAAGCAGGCUGCACAACAAGGGUGUGUACGUGCGGGUGGGGCUGCAGAAGAUCAGCCACUCUCGGGGCCUGCACAAGGAGAUCCGGCUGCAGGUGGAACGGCAGGAGGUGGAGCUGCCCAGCAUCGAGGGCCUCAUCUUCAUCAACAUCCCCAGUUGGGGCUCGGGGGCCGACUUGUGGGGCUCCGACAGUGAUGCCAGGUUUGAGAAGCCACGCAUGGAUGACGGGCUGCUGGAGGUGGUGGGUGUGACGGGCGUCGUGCACAUGGGCCAGGUCCAGGGCGGGCUGCGCUCUGGAAUCCGGAUCGCCCAGGGUUCCUACUUCAGAGUCACGCUCCUCAAGGCCACCCCGGUGCAGGUGGACGGGGAGCCCUGGAUCCAGGCCCCGGGACAUAUGAUCAUCUCAGCUGCUGGCCCUAAGGUCCACAUGCUGAGGAAGGCCAAGCAGAAGCCGAGGAGGCCCGGGACCACCAGGGAUGCCCGGGUGGAUGCCGCACCUGCCCCUGAGGGCGAUCCUAGGUAGGGGUGGCCAGGACAGGCUGGGGGCUCCUUUGGUCUCUGCCCCCACUGGCUUGUUUUCAGGUGGUCUGGAGGCAGCUGUGUCCUCACAGUGGCCAGCCCCGUGGUCCAACCUGGCUUCAGCCCUGACUGCAGCACCUUCCUGGGCCUGGAGUGGGACCAGCCCUCAUCCCAUUGGUGCCACACAUGGGUGUCACCACCUUCAUCCCACUGGAGACCGCCGUGUGGGUGGCAGUGUGUCCCCAUGUCCCGGGUGGAUACAGGCUCUGGCUGGCAAGCCCUCUGCCCUGUGGGGGCCCAGUCCUCUCCUGGAGGAUGAGCAGCCAUCCCUCCAUACCUCUCCCCACUGAGCCCCUUGAGCUGGACAGUGCUGGACGCAGGCCGUCCAGGUGGGUCUGACCUUGCUUUGUGCCCCUCAGGCCGUGCCCCUGGCUGGUCCUUCAUAGCAGCAGGCUCCCUUGGCAUGUCCCUGUCCCAGUACAUACGCUGCUAGCCCCUCUAGCGUCACUUCCCCACCCCGGGCAGCCCCUCUAGCCUCAGUUUCCCACCCUGGGCAGCCCCUGGCAGGCAGCGUUUAUCGGGCUGCCUGGUGGUGGCGACUGGUGACUUCCUCAUGUGUCUUGGGGGAAUGGAGAAGGUGCCUUCCUUCGUUUUCUGGCCUUGUUAUAUACAGAUGGCAGCUUGGACACCAAGUGCAGCCGCAGGGGUAGGCAGUGCCCGGCUGGGCCUGGCUGCCCUUUCCUAGUGCCUGUGCUGGGUGAGGAGAACCUCUGUCCGCAUGGAGGGCAAGUCUUGGGUGCCGCCCUGCCAGCACCACAGUGUGCGUCUGCCCCUCGGCCCUCGGAGUGGGCACUGAGCACGCAGAAGGGACCAGAAGCAGGGCCUGGCGGUGCAGAGGAGCUGGAGGAGGUGUAAAUAGCUGCAUUCGUGUGGAGGAGGAGCUGGCUUUCAGCCCGACCCCACGCUAGCACUUUCCACGCUGCUUGAAAGCCGCUGACGUGCAGCUUUGUGUCUGUGUGGGCCGCCGUGCUCGGUCCUGUCCCUCGUCAGCAUGUGGAGAUCCUGCUCCCGCAGCGCCCCUGCUCCCAUGCCCCCAGACAGCGCGAUGGUGCUGUGUCUGGGCCAGACUGGGGUGCACCCAGGCAGACACAUACAGCUGCUUCCACGUGCUCAAGGAUUCAGACGGCACACUGGCUCUGGGAGGAGUCUGACCAAAAAUUAAGCCGCCUCUGCGGGAAGCCUCCUGACUCCCCCCAUGAGAAAUGGUCCCGGUCGCGCCCUUUCCCUUGUGGGGCACAGCUGGCCUGGGCCUCCCAUUCUGGGCCAGAGCUUUCCUGGGUGUGGCCUUGACCUCAGAAGUGGCUCUGGUUUGGCCCCAGGAGUGUGUGACCUGGCCCAGCCUGCAGCCUCCUGGCGAGCCCUUGGUGUCACUAACCCCCCCAGCGCCGCCCCCGUCCCCGCCGCUUCUGCCAAAACUGCACAGACAUGCAUUGUCAGGCCGCUUGUGGCCUCCAGUGUACACGCCUGUUUACGUCGGCUGUCCCACCGUCAAAACCAGCCCCUCGUGUGUGACUAGUUUUGCUUUGCAAGCCUCGGUGUGGACUGUGGCCUGUAUGAAUCGUGUAUAACUGUGGUGAGGGGAUUGUCCUGUGUGAGUGAGCCUGUGCCCUGCACACUGGGCCCCUCUGUAUUUAUCGCUGCCUGAAUGCAACAGUAAUUUAUAUCUGGGACAAAUACAGACUGGGCAUCACUGUC